AUGAAUUCUAAAUCUUCCAUUGGACCCUGGGCACUUACCCGUCUCGAACCCCUUCUUCCUUUGCCAGAAGACUCGCUAAAGGAAGUGAUCUCCUACGCCCUCUCGCUCACCGAUGCGAGCGAAGUCUGCUCGCACUUUGAAGUAGGGAACCUCCCUCCUCCAAUCCGGGAUAGGCUAAUAUUGCCAGGGCCUGCUCGGCAGCACCGAAGAAGUACUAAACUUCAUCUCAGACUUCAAUUCCAGACUAUUCCCACAAAGAGCUACGCUAGCACCUACAAUUCCACAGGCAUCCUCGUCUGCCUCCUCCGUGAAUGUUCCACCUGCGAAGAGACGCGGGAAGAGGGGUAAACUCCCAAUAAACCAGUAUGCGAACCAACCACGGCAGGUGGAAGGACAGUUUGGUAAUCCGGCGGCGGUGUACAUGAAGAAGGACGUUGAAGAUGAGUACUAUACGGGUGGCAACAAAGGGUCUACACCGAAGCCGGGGGAUCCAUCAUCGCCUUCGUCUUCGUUACCCGUGUCCAGGGCUGCUACGCCGAUACCUAGGAGCGCUACCCCGCAGCCAGUACAACAGAAGGCCCAACAGAUCAGCAGCAGUAAUGUCGGCGGGAAACUGGUCUCGGACUUGAUAAACGUUAAAGCAAAAGUCAAGAAGGCUCCGCAAAAGGUGCACGUAACCGGCGGUGUUGCCAUGCGAGGAGCAUCGGCCGAACUCACGGAUCUGGAAUCCGCCCUGCGAGCGCUCGAACUCUCCACGAACCCGACACUGACCUCGAGGUCGCAAAAGUGCAAUUGCGCAGGCAUGGAACACGAAGUCCUCUCCGCAGCGCCAAACUGCCUCUCCUGCGGGAAGAUAAUCUGUAUCAAGGAAGGUCUUGCGCCCUGUUCCUUCUGCAACACACCCCUGAUACCCCCGGAAGAGUUACAAUGUAUGAUCCAUGAACUCUGCGACGAACGAGACCGGGAAAAAAUGGCGAUGAGCAACGCAGUGCACAAACGCCCGGAGGUGGCACGCACGUCAAAGCCAUUCUCAAGAUACGAUAGCGCAUCUGGAACUAGCGGGGACGAAGGCCUGAAGCGGGCUAUAGAGCAUAAAGAUCGCCUACUAGGCUUUCAGGCGACCGGCGCUCAGAGGACAAAGAUCAUCGACCAAGCAGCAGACUUCGAAACCCCCGUUAUGGGCAGCAACAUGUGGGCUACACCACAAGAGCGCGCACUACAAUUGAAAAAGCAGCAAAAGGCGAUGCGUGAGAUGGAAUGGAGCGCAAAAGAAGACUAUGAAAAACGCCGAGUCGUCGUAGAGAUAGACCUAAAGGGCCGCCAGGUGGUGCGGAAGAUGCAGGAAAUCGAACGACCAAGAGAAGAUAGUGACGAUGGGGAUAUAGGAGAAGCCUACGAGUACGACGACACAUUGGAAAGAGGUGGUACCGUCACCACUACUAGUGGCCCCACGUCAAAAGGCGGAGCCUACUCCCGCAACCCGCUGCUAAAAGGCAUGAUCAGGCCGGUGUACGAUAGCAGCAAGGGCAAGGGCAAGGAGGGGGAGAAGUUAGACGCCGAGCCAGUGGCGUACACUGGUGGUUUACGCGGCUGGCGAAGGGUGCAGGAUGAUAUCGUGGAUGAUGGGCGGGGGGAUACCUGA
This is a messenger RNA of Tuber aestivum (summer truffle), 1642 nucleotides long. The record is from the annotation of a GenBank genome assembly. NCBI's taxonomy places the organism in Eukaryota, Fungi, Ascomycota, Pezizomycetes, Pezizales, Tuberaceae.